AUGGCCACUUUGCCAGCUCCCCCUUCGGGUGCAGCAGCUGCAAUUAAUUUAUUGGGGGGCAACCCGAGCACGUUUGCGGCUACAGCGCCAGUUGUGCCCGCUGCACCAGCGGUGCCCGCCGCACCAGCGCCGCCCCCGACACGUGAUGACGAUGUGCUUGGGGCUGUGAUGGCCAAAGCCGGCCCCCGACUUUCAGUGCCGAACGCACCGCCAUUGCCGCCAACUGCACUGUCAAGCAUUUCUGCUGACAUCACAAGCACAAAUGCAAAGACGGCAGACGGCCAUCUUGUCCGCAUCGAGCAGAGCAGAAACGAUGCCAGUGUGCUAGAGGGUUUCUUGCGCAAGCAUGCUCCCAGCGACAGCGCGGUCGAAGGCAUGGAAAGGCGCAAGCCGCCUCCGAUCGCAAUACCUCCGAACAACGUGCCACAAGCUUCCACGCAGGCGCAGCAUGACGAUGCCAUUCUGCGCCAGCUCGUGGCAAAGGGUAACGGCAACAAUGGCCGCAUGGAAGGCGCGCUGCAGGCCAAACGGGACGCUGCAGCAUCGGCGCAGAUGUUAAGGUUCGCAGAAGGCGCUCCAGGAACGCGCGGAACCAAAGCUGAAGGUUCUCAGCGUGGCGGCUACGCCGAGUUUGGUCUCCUGGACGGCCGAGGACAGCUUCGUUAUGGGCUGCCCGUUGCACGGAGAACGGCACAACCGGAGAGGCCGCGCGGAGCCAUGCCGGGAAGAACCGGUGCCAGGCGCGGUUUGGGCCUGGGAGCUGGGCGCGGUGGCCUCUCCAAGGUGAACACCAACAUCAUCGAGGAUCGUGCCAAAGACGAUCUGCAAGAAGAGAACUUGCAGCUGCGAAGGACUCAGGCGGAGAUGAAGUCACGCCUCCAGAAGCUGCAGACGCAAAUGCGCGGUGCCCGGGAAGAUCCUUGGGAAGCAAAGGUCCUGGAGCAGAAGGCCGCUGACUUGGAGCAGCUUCAACGAGCUCUCUCCGCGCCCGGCGGGGGCAAAGCCCGGAAGGCCUCCACAUCUCCUGGAGCUCGCCGCGGCGUCCGCAGCAGGCAGCAAUCACAGCGGGCAGGGGGUGGUCGACUCCGUGGCCGCAUGACAAUCAUGCCCUGGGACCAGGCCUUCCAGAAAGACGACGCUGGUCGCCUGGCAGAUGCUCCAGCUCGAUCGCUGUCCCCAUCUUCUCGGUGCAUGCCACUACCUGCAGUACAUGUACCUACGUCACCGCUGGCACCAUCCCCGUGUGCGAGGCCACCGAGUUUUGGCAGUCUGGUUCCGCCGCCGCCUGCAGACUCGCCAACUGGCAGAGGCCGCGCAUCUCCCAGAGCCCCGCUGGCUCCGAGGGUGGCUCCACCUGCUAGUUUACCGGCGCCUCCUCCGGAUGGGAAGGAGCCGGGGCUGCAGCCGGGCCAUACUUGCCUGGGCCUCUCGCUACCGUCGCUGCCGGAGGUCCCGGCCCUCUCUGUCGCACCUGCCAUGGACGAGCGGGAGAAGCAGCAGGCUCUGGAGCUCCGGGAUCGCAAUCGCGAGCUCUCCAGCCAGCUUGACCGACUGCUGGUGGACAAGUUCUCAGAGGAUGCCUUGCACGACAAGUCCAAGAUAAGGUACAAGGAGAAGAUCAAAGCCAAGGAUGCGAAGAUCAGCUCCUUGGAGACAGCUUUGGAGCGGCUCCGGGAGAAGGCUCGCCACAUCGAAGGCUCCAUGCGCCACGAUGCGCAACAGCUCGGGGCCGAGAAUUCCCAAGCUUGCAGGACCACGCCCAACUGA
Molecule: messenger RNA, 1767 nt
Organism: Symbiodinium sp. CCMP2592
Lineage: Eukaryota; Dinophyceae; Suessiales; Symbiodiniaceae
Source: the annotation of a GenBank genome assembly